AUGAACAGCAACACCAUAAGUACCAUUCUCCACAUUAAAGGAUCUCUGGAUAAUCCUGGUGCUAGUUUUGCUGCAUUGACUGCUGUCUUUCAUCCACCAAAUGCCAGUAAAGUUGAUAUCAGUCUCUAUCUAUCACCUUCUAUUGAGAGGAUAUUGGGUAGUGCUGCUAAUAUUAAGCUUCCUAGUUGGAACAGUGAGGACUCUUACCUCAUGGACUAUGUCCCUAAUGUACACAAAAUACUCCAAGAAAAGGUUGAAGGUAUAGUACAGAACUUUGUAAGGCGUAAGGAGUACAUAGCAGCACUGCUGGGUUUAAUGGGGCAGUCAGUACUGGAGUAUGAUACCGAGAGCUACAUGAAGAUUGCUUUUCUUUUUGAGUCAAAUCAAGGGUUUUGCUUCAUUGCACACUUAAAUUUGACCGAAGCUUUUCCCAGUGAAGUCCCCAUUCUCUCUCUCUACUCUAUCUAUCAUAAAUAUGAUGGACGACCAUUUCAAUACAUAUUGGAGGGUAUGCCUUAUAGUUCUCAUUGGGACGCUGAAGAGAAAGCAUGGAGAAUGAAGACCCACAUUGCUCAAGUUAUUCCAAAGUUUAUGGAGAUUUGUAGAACAUCAGGUGAACUUUUAUAGUAACACAUUUUUGUGCUAAUUAUCUUAUCACUUCCCACACUACUAAUUAUUCUUAAUUUCUCUAGUAAUUCAAAAAAUAAAAUUUUGUUCACAUCACAUGCACUAGUUUAUUCCUUUUUGCUGCAAUCUCUACUGCAGACUG
Molecule: messenger RNA, 769 nt
Organism: Amphimedon queenslandica
Lineage: Eukaryota; Metazoa; Porifera; Demospongiae; Haplosclerida; Niphatidae
Product: BRCA1-A complex subunit BRE-like
Exons: 6
Coding region: 1-627 (208 amino acids)
Biological process (GO): double-strand break repair
Cellular component (GO): BRCA1-A complex; BRISC complex
Source: RefSeq, a predicted model, not a curated record